Labrus mixtus (cuckoo wrasse) is the source of this 5569-nucleotide messenger RNA. It is a transcript of the gene lonrf4, whose product is annotated as LON peptidase N-terminal domain and ring finger 1. Gene Ontology annotation, molecular function: protein binding. NCBI's taxonomy places the organism in Eukaryota, Metazoa, Chordata, Actinopteri, Labriformes, Labridae. Bases 523 to 2313 code for a protein of 596 amino acids. The transcript has 12 exons. The record is from RefSeq and is a predicted model, not a curated record.
UAAUGGUGUUACAUAGUAACCCAGCUUUGUGGUCGUGGAGACGUCGCUAGAGGGGUUAAACGCGGACAUGGACUACUAAAAAGGGAUUCAUACCAAUGUGUAGAUAUUCCUGCGUGAGUCGCGUUGUGUUCGUUGAGUUAGGAAAGCGUCGCAUUGAACUGUGAGCUCUUUUUUAUACAACCUGUGCUUAAGGGAAGACGUUAUGUGUCUCAAACCAAAGUCUAUUGGUAUUGAAAUUGAUCAUUUCAAUGGAUAAAUUCAACACGAAAGGGACAUUUGUGAGGUGAGCAUUAGUGAGCUCAAAUUACCCGUAUCCUAAGCUUGACAGAAUCGGGUCUGGUUCGAGCAGAUGUGAUCGGAGUGGGGACACAUUCACUGUAUCGCUUGUUGUCAGCGUGUUAUUUAAAUGGUCCAUGCAGCACUUUACGAAACAAGCUCCUACGCCCGCGUUGCUUUGACGAAAAAAAAGCCACACAUUCGUCCCCACUUGGACGUUGUUUUGGUGACAUAACCCCAUCCACCAUGGAUCUUCUGGAGUGCCCCCUCUGUCUCUUCCUGAUGUGCGAGCCGGUGACCAUGUCGUGCGGCCACACGUACUGCCGGAGGUGCGUCGGGGGUUUCCUACCGUCCAAAUGCCCGUCGUGCAAGGAGAGGUUAAAACAGCGAGAGGUGAAGAGCAUGAAGAACAACGUCCUGCUGAUAAGUGUCGUGGAGAAGUGCUGCCCCGAGGAGACCAAGAUGAAGUGCCAUGUACAGGAGAAGCUGAAGUCCAGCGAGUUCACUGAAGCUUUACGCAUCACGAACGAGGGGCUAGACAUAGUCCCAGAUGAUCAGAGUUUAAAGGUGUACAGAGCCGAAGCCAACAGGGGACUGAUGUGUUUCUCCGACGCUCUGACCGACCUCGACUACCUCUGCUGCCUUCGUCCUAACUGGACCGAGGGCUUCUUUCGUAAAGGGAAUGUGCUGCUGGAAAUGGGUCAGCAGGCGGAGGCCCUUGUCCAGUUCCAGCGUUGCCUAAAUCUACAAGCUGACUUUGCUCCCGCAAAGAGCCAGAUCAAGAAGAUCCUGGAGGCAGAGGGCAUGGCUGUUCCAGACGACGUGUCCUGCAUCUUGCAAGUUGUGUCCGAGUACUUGAAAGAGCCCUGUCCCAUCACCAGCCUCAGUGUCUCUCAGGGGCCCACUCACCCCGAUGGCCUCAGACAUCCACAUGGGAAUGAAGGAGAGGGAAAAGGGAAGAAGGGGGCUCACCAGGGCUCAAAGGUGAAGCAUGAAUCAGAUACGGAGUGCUGCCUCAGCCUCUGCCAGGCUGUUUCCUUCCUCCCUACUGCUGAGGAGGACGAGGAGAUGAUGAUGAGGAAGGAGGAUGAGCGUGGCAGGGGUGAAAGUAGUCACCACAGAGAGAAAACCCUGACUGUCCUCACUGUGUCAGACUUUGAAUGCCCUCUCUGCAUUAGGUUGUUUUUUGAACCUGUCACUACUCCUUGUGGUCACACCUUCUGUAAAAACUGCAUAGAGAGGAGUCUGGACCACAACCUCCGCUGCCCACUCUGCAAACAGCCACUACAAGAGUACUUUAAAAACAGGAAGUACAACCCGACAGCUGUGCUUCAGGAAAUCAUGACCCGCCUUUUCCCCUCACAGCUGACGGAGAGGAAACAGGUCCACGAUGCUGAGAUGGCUGAACUGUCCAAUCUCACUAAGGACAUCCCUAUAUUUGUUUGCACCGUGGCAUACCCUGGCGUUCCCUGCCCUCUGCACAUCUUCGAGCCUCGGUAUCGGCUGAUGAUGCGACGCUGCAUGGAGACUGGCACCAAGAAGUUUGGCAUGUGCAGUUAUGAGCAUGGAAAGGGGUUUGCAGACUACGGCUGCAUGUUGGAGAUCAACUCUCUGGAGCUGCUGCCUGAUGGACGCUCCUAUGUGGACGCGGUGGGCGGCAGCAGAUUCAGGGUGAUAAAGAGAGGCCUGAGGGACGGCUACCACACCGCUGACAUAGAGUACCUGGAGGACCUCAAGGUUGAUGGCAGUGAGUUGGAGCUUUUGCAGCGUCUCCAUGACAGCGUGUACCAGCAGGCUCAGGACUGGUACCAGCGCCUUGGGAACGGUAUUAGCGAGCAGAUCACCAGGCAGUACGGCCCCAUGCCAGAUAAGGAUGACAACAUUCAGGCCUCAUCCAACGGUCCGGCCUGGUGCUGGUGGCUGCUGUCUGUCCUCCAACUGGACCCCGCCUAUCAGACCACCGUCCUGUCCCUGAGCUCACUCCAAGACCGCCUGGGACACCUCCGCCUCGUCCUCGAAUACUUCUCUCAGAGCUAGGCUCCGCAGCACCAUGCUUUUGAGAGUUAGAUAAUACAGUACAUACAAAUGGAGAGGAAUCAACAGACGCACUUGCACCACAGAGAGGUUGACUUUUGGACUCUGAAUCAUGAAGGGAUGGUCUUUAAAAUCACAGCUCGAGGCAGAAUGAUGUGGUGAAAAGCAGAAAUAUAUAGUGAGUGAAUUACUAAACGCAGAGCAGUUCAAUAGAAUCGGGUUUUUACUGUUUGGGUUUGCAUAUCUUAGACCAUUAUCUUCCCCGGGUGUUAAAGGUUUUAGAAUAGUUUCAGUAGACUCACACAUGUUUGACCAAAGAUUCUGCUUAUUAAGAUCCACUGACAGUGGUUUAUUAUUAUUAAUCGUGUAUUCACUAAAUCAGUUAUUUUUUACAAAUACUGUUGCUGAAAACAGGCACUAGGUGUCACUGUUUUUCUCCAGCAAUAAUUAUGAGGAACAUAAAAAAAACAACAUCAGCCAAGCUAAAGCAGUCCACUGGACUUUCAUGUGUUGCCUGUUGAGCAGUUUGGAGUGAGAUUGAACAUUCGUGGCACACUUAAUUUGCAUUCAGGACUAUGCAUAUUAGAGGAUUAAAGUUCCUGUUGUUUAAAGUGAUCAUUUUAAGGAAUCUGGGUUAUUUAGGUUUUGUUAAAGGGCAAUACUUGUAAUGCUAACAUUUUAGCUGCAUCUAUUAGCCUUAGUAGCCUUUGAAAAUGGCUCAUUUUAUACUAUUGAAUCAUCUUUUAAGAUCCCUAUUUAGUAUUAGCAAUUAUUGCAAUAAUGAUUUAUAUCUUCACUAAGAAGGGCAGCCGUUAGAGGAUCUUUUUUUAUUGAUCAAAAGCUGCUGAUGUGGCUGCUGCUUUUGGAUGCUGUUUGCUAUCUCCCACUGGACAAAGGGGGUCAGAGCUUCAGGACGGACAGUACCAGCACCCCAUUCAGAACUAUGUGGGUUGAAUCUGAUUUUGCUGGCACAAGCUAUUUAGAAACCAAAAGUCCAGUUGUUCACCCUCUCAGUGUUUGAAGUGUCAACACAGUUGUUUUUAACAAAAAGCGUUUUAUGAAUGAUUUACUUACUUUUCAGAUCUUUGUUUAGCCGCGGCUCUGCUCACACCUCUCGUAGACCCACAGAAGAGAUUCAAAGAGAGGCAGCUUUGUGAUGUGAAAUUAAUUUAUUUUGUGUCUUUUUCUGGUUAACUUAGCUUUGCCCGUUUGUUUUCGACGAGGAGGAGGAGACCUUUGCAGAUAACUUAGCCCCCUGUCAAACAUUGUGAAUGAUGAUUCAACAUUUCACCCCUCCCUCUCCACGUUUACAGACUGCUGUUGCUCUCAGCACUGAUAAAAACGAGUCGAAUCAGGUCUUCUCAACUUAUUAUUCAAAUGGGUAAAUUUGAGGAGGCAGCCUGAGUACCACCUUAGUUUUUACACUAUGAACCUGUGUGAAUAUGUAUGUUGAUGGUAAAGUGUGGAUGUCAGCUGUAAAUAGGGAGUCAGUUUUGUAAGUCGCCAUCAUCAUUAUCUUUUUCUUUGUUUCUUGUAGAGGACAGUACAUAUGGUGUGGUGUCGAGCACUAAGGUUCUAAAGGAAGCAGCAGUCCCAGGACACAGUGUGUAACAUCUCUUGUGCUGCAGGAAGCUCUGUGAAAUAAUGAAGCUGGGGUCUGACGAUGGCUAUCCUAACCCCCCUCCCCUGUGGUGCCUCUGUGUAGGCCACAUCACCUACAUUUGGCACCCAUGGUGUCUCCCUGUCACGAUGCCUUUGAGUGCCUGGGCCGGCUCACCAGAAUAGUGUGUGUCUUCAGAGUCUGUACAGGAAUGAGUGUGUGAUUCUUUCGAUUGGUUUUAUUGAUGUAGUGCUACAUUCCAUGGAAUGUUGAACCUGCAAUGUUACGUACUGUGAAUUUACUAACCGGGCUAAACUGGGUGAAGCUUAGCGCUCAAGAUUGUUUUUUUGUGGUUUUUAAACUUUGACACAUGUGCCAUAGAUAUUUCUAAGUUCUUUGUUUUAUUGGGAAAGUGUGCUUAAAUAGUCUCACUUUGAGUGUGUCCACAUCAUGGACGUUGUGUUUAGACUUCACGCCUUCAUCUUUUUCAUGGCCAACAUAUCACUUACAGAUAGACUUUGUACGACACAGAACAGAAGCACUGCUCGUUCCAUAUGGCAUGUAAAGCUCAGAAUUAAAGGGGAAAUCAUGACACUCAAUACGCACAAUAAAUACCCCACUAAGGGAUGACACAGCAGACAGGCUGAGGGGUUCUGGGGCAGCAAUGAUGACCUGAUAACACAGGUUACACACUUAACUCUGAACGGGGAAUUUACACUUUACUUGAGGGUAAAAACACAGUUUUUUAUCAGUUUAUAUGCUGAGCUUUUCGAAGCCAUUGAGAUUGAGAUUUGAGUCAAAUACGACAACGUGCAAGUUAUCAUACCAGUCUCCUUCUGCGGUGUGAAUUUCACUGAUUUCAACUGUAUCCUAGAGGUCAGUUUCCUGAUAGCUGACAUUCUUAAAGCUGACACGAAAAAACUAAAAGGGAUCUAGAUUCUUAUAGAAUUUUGAAAUGAUCAGCUUCAGGGCGAACGCAUGAACACAAGCCUGCAGCCACUAAGGCGAAUCUCAAUCCCCUGUCCUGUUUCUUUGCAGAGAAGACCAAGAUUUUUGCACAGUGAAAUAAUGUUGUGUAUUCUCUGAUGCUUAGCUGCCAUGCCUCACAUGUUUUACUCUUCUUUCUUUUUUUCCACACAUCAUGCAUAUUUCCCUUUGUUACUUUCUCACUUUCAGAAGCCAUUAUUGAAUAAAAUGUUGAUUCAGUCUGCAACACUCAAUGUCCAUUUGCCCUAUUUACCAUCUCAUUUGAUUUUGGGACAGUUUGUACCAACUCCACAUUGUCUCCCAACACAGAAAAGAGAGCAGAAGAAGCAGCACGUUCUUGGCAGUGUUCCUCCCGUGAGAACGAGUCUUAACACUUGGGGACUCGGGGGAAGGCUGUGAAAAGUGUGUUCUUGCUAUGUGCUGCAGCUUGCAGGAAAUGUUGGCUGAUGUGGUCUGGUGGUCAGUGGUCUCCAGGCAGUGGAAACUACAGACAUGCAUUCUCUACCCUGUGCUCACAUACCACAAUGUUCAUAAACGAGUCAAUUUAAACCCACAGAAACUGAAACCCACCACCUCCAAAGCAGUCACUUAUCUUGAUCUGAUUAUUGUUUAUUUGCUUGCCCCCCUGGAUGACUUUUUCAAUGUUAUUAUAAAUAAAGCUGUUUGAAGCAA